Molecule: messenger RNA, 1375 nt
Organism: Dacryopinax primogenitus
Lineage: Eukaryota; Fungi; Basidiomycota; Dacrymycetes; Dacrymycetales; Dacrymycetaceae
Exons: 3
Coding region: 1-1059 (352 amino acids)
Cellular component (GO): Golgi apparatus
Source: RefSeq, a predicted model, not a curated record
AUGGCUAUCGAAGAAUUCCUAGGCACUCGGGCUCAGAAAAUCCUGUUCUCAUGUGUUGUUGUGCAAAGCACAGUUGUCGUUAUCCUGGCCGCCCUCUCUUUUGCCUUUGUCGAAGCAGACAUCGCGAAUAAUACCCUCACCCCCUACAAAACACUUCCGUGCUACUUCUCAGUCUUCGCGCUUGCAGGCAUAUUCACCAUCUAUAUCACCCUCGACGCGCUUUGGAAUCGCAAUGUCAUCACUCUGAUGGGGAUGGUCUUAUUUACAGGUGGUCUCAUCGUCUUCUCCGGAAUACAGAUCCGUGAAGUGAGGAUCGCACUCGAAUACAGCGAUUGCCAGUCACAGCACGUUGCUACUUGCAUGGACCUUUUCAACAUCGUUGAGCGCUUCCUCAUUGUUGUACCCAUUAUCAUUUUCCUCGCCCUCAUUGUGUACUGCUGGUGCACCAGACGCCUCUUUGGAGAGUUUGGUUGGGCGGUGUUUCACAUCAUAGGAGCAGACCCGAAGAUCAAGUACAUGUACCGAUUCCAUGAGGUGUUAGUCUGCUUGCUCAAGUUCGACUACUUCGCUGUGCUGGCCUUGACCAUGCAGCUCACCAUUCUCGACCUUUCGGGAGAUACCGUACAGCAUAUCCUCACCAUCGCCGCUAUCCCCGUAUCCCUCGUUCUCCUCUUUGGUUGCGGUCUAGCAGCCAAGAGAGAGAUCCGGAGCGUCAUGAUCAUUUCCCUCUUCCUUAUGGGGGCUGCGAUGGCAUAUAUCUUAUACAAGAUGACUCGGUUCUGGGUUGGACCGCAAGCGGGCAUCUACACGACAACCCGGGGUACCUUAACUUUCUACUCAAUUGCAUGUAGCCUCAUGCUCGGCGCUACAUUUGGUAUUGGCGUUCGGUGCUUGCUCUUCUUUGGCUGCGGCCUUAAACAAGCACACCAGACCGCCCCUGAGCGUGUCGCAAGGGCGAAGCUAGCGCGGAAGGUCAGCGACUACGAUCCUGAGAAGGAAGGUGCCGCAGGCGGCAUGGAGGGAGGAGCAGCUCUGGAGAGAAGGUUAUCCAUCGACUGAGUGAGCUACGGCUUGCUCAUGUGCCGUUUGAGAAUCAUAUUGUACGAUCCGACAAGACCACAUGAUCUCGGCCGGGCGAUAGGGGCACUCCAUUCACGCAGGCGAAUGAUCACCGACCCGUUUCCCGUUGACAGCGCUUCCUCCUCUUUUCGUUUCUCACUCUUUCACUCCAGUCCUAUCCACUUGUAUCUCCUGCCUGUUUCUCCUCGCUUCGCUAGCUGACCAAUUCUCAUGACGAAAAACACGAGCGCGGAACUCGUCAACGCUCCUGUUACAUACAAUCUUCUUUUACAAUGUCGCCCAAAUGAAACAUGCU